AUGGUUUUAAGAAUCAACGAGAAGGAAGCGAACCCCAAUCCUCAUAUAAAUUUCACUACUGCUCUACCAUCGGCCAAACAAAGUGAAGCCAGGGAGCUUUUACGUUCUCUAGCAGCACAAGUGAGGCCAGUGAUGAAGUCUGAGGGUCUCAAAGUGAAUAGUUUCGAGGAGUACGAGUUUAACCAAGUCUUUGCCGGUAGAAAUUGGAAUGCAGGUGAUGUACGUAUGUUCAUUUCAAUAUUAGAAUUGAGUAACAACAUUAUUAAGAUCGUUGAGCUCGUUCUUAGGAGACCGAAUGGCCAGUUUUAUCCUUUUCCUUUCUUGCUCAAUGUUCUCUGUCAUGAACUUGCGCAUAUAAAGCACAUGAACCACUCCAAAGCAUUUCACAAAUACAACGAAGAGUUGCGGAUUAAAGUCACGUCUUUAAGGGAGAAAGGCUACUUUGGUGAUGGAUACUGGUCAUCUGGUACCAGGUUAGCAGACAAUGCUACUGUCCAAGGUGAGACCGCCCUCGUAGCUGGUGAUUUCAUGGAGUACAUUUGCGGUGGUGCACAAUCUCGCCCCAAGUCAAGUAUCUGGAGACAUAAAAAGCGUAAGAAACCAUUAACGCGUAAGGGAAUGAUUAUUGGUGCAGGUAAUCGCGUUGAUGGUGCUUCUUUACAAUUGGAUAAAAGUCAAGAUUUAAAUUCCACCUACAAGAAGCGAGCAUCGUCAAAAAAUGCACGGCAAAUUCGACUUGAAGCAACAGAAAUGCGCUUAUCUGCUCUGACGAAAGCUAAGCAAGAAGAAGAAGAGGGAUCUAGGUCAACAACUGAGGAUGAACCUGAUUAUAUUGAAAGCGAUGUUGACAGAAGACACUUAAUGGGCGAUAUUAAAGUUGAAGAUACAGGUAGUGCAUGGGAUGCUUUCCUAUGUCAAGAUAUCAAGCCGAGUGACCACAAACGAAGUGAUCCUAAGUCAAAGGCUGGUCCAAGUAAAGCCAGAAAUAAAGGUAAUAAAGAAGUCAUCGAAAUUGAUUAA
Wallemia mellicola CBS 633.66 is the source of this 1020-nucleotide messenger RNA. Its product is annotated as WLM-domain-containing protein. The transcript has 13 exons. The coding region runs from base 1 to 1020 and encodes 339 amino acids. The record is from RefSeq and is a predicted model, not a curated record. NCBI's taxonomy places the organism in Eukaryota, Fungi, Basidiomycota, Wallemiomycetes, Wallemiales, Wallemiaceae.